UAUAUCAAUUGCACUUCUUGGACAUAGAAUUAGGCCAACCGAUUUUUAUCAUGAAAAUAAAAUAUCCCUGACAGGAUGUAGGCUUAUAUUUAGCCCAUUACAUGGUUUAUAUAACUUCAAAGAAUAGUUUUGCGCUCUACUAGGGUGAAUAGAUUGUACCACUUUCCAGGAUUGCGGGUGUCCCGUGAGGGUUUCCCCCUGCUGUUUACUGGAGGCUUGCGCAGAUAAAGUUCACAGAACGCAGCAGGUGCACGUCUCUCUACUCGCCCCGCCCACUCUACAACUAUGAUUUAAGUUAAGUUGUCACGCUGCAUUAUGAUCUUUCGAGACUGAUUGAUUUCAAAACUCAAAAGGGUUUCGAGUUUCAGAGAGAUGAAUCCGGAGUCGGACUACAGCAUGUCUACAGUGAGCUGUGGAAACGGGAAGCUCCGCUCGUGGCUGAUCGAGCAGGUUGACACCGGGAAGUAUACGGGCCUCGUGUGGGAGAACGACGACAAGAGCAUCUUCAGGAUACCGUGGAAGCAUGCGGGCAAGCAGGACUACAACCGGGACGAGGAUGCCGCUCUCUUCAAGGCUUGGGCGCUGUUUAAAGGCAAGUUUCGCGAGGGCAUCGACAAACCGGACCCGCCAACGUGGAAGACGCGACUGCGGUGCGCGCUCAACAAAAGUAACGACUUCGAAGAGCUCGUGGAGAAGAGUCAGCUGGACAUCUCAGACCCCUACAAAGUCUACCGGAUCAUACCGGAGGGCGCCAAGAGACAUUUCUUGCUAUCAGGAUCCAAACAGGAGGAUGGUGGCAGCCCGCUGAGUCCCCCGAGCUAUCCCAUGCACCCCUCUUACCCCACCCUACAGACUCAGAUGUCGGGGUACAUGCCCAGUGCAGAGCGAGGCUGGAUGAGGGACUAUCUUCCAGAGCAGGCCUCUCUCCCUGAGCUGCCCUAUGCCCAGUGCUCCUACCCCUCACGCAGCCUACCCUGGGCCCAGGGCCCCAGCAUGGACAACGGCUACCAGAUCACAGGGUCCUUCUACACCUACCCUACUGAUGGCCAGCCCUCCCCCUUCACACUGGACACCAGCAUGAGAUCAGCUGAGGCACUCUCUGAUAUGCGGUUACAUGUGUCAGUGUUCUACCGGGACUCCUUGUGGAGGGAGGUGACCACCUCCAGUCCUGAAGGCUGUCGCAUCACUCCCUGCUCUCCAGACGACAAGCUCUAUUCCCCCACUGGAGGUCCAGACCUGGUGCCCCUACCCCUGGACAGCCUCCCAGCCCUGGGGAAGGGGGAGGAGUGCCCCCCCAGCCCCCCUGGUGGUACCCUGGAGAGGGGCGUGUUGCUGUGGAUGGCCCCAGAUGGCCUCUACGCUCGGCGGCUGUGCCAGGAGAGAGUGUUCUGGGAAGGAGGGUUAUCACCCUACGGAGACAAACCUAACAAGCUGGAGAGGGAACACACCUGUAAACUACUGCACACACAGGACUACCUCGCAGAGUUGCAGGGCUAUGCCCUCCACGGCCGGCCCCCUCCACGUCUCCAGGUGAUGCUGAGCUUUGGAGACGAGUGUCUGGACCCGCAGAGACAGAGGAGGACCCUCACUGUACAGGUGGAGCCCAUGUUCGCCAGGCAGCUCCUGUACUACACCCAGCACCAGCAGACCAGCGGACACUACUACCGCAGCUACGACCUCUCCCUCCCAGGGGUCACGGAACACAGCAUGACACCUGCCUUAACCGAGGACUACCAGAGGGUCAUCGCGCAUCACCAUAGCAACACCCUGCAGGACUGACAGAUCUGAACAUCUCUGAUCACAUUCAGACUGCGGUGCAGGACAUGGGGAGAGGAGGAGACGGGAGAAAGCCUGGGGAGAGGAGGAGAGUCGUUUCACUGUACUCUGGAUCCCAGAUUUCACUCAAAGCCGAAGCAGAACUAUGCCACUCCAAUCCAAGACAAACUGAACCAAGCCAGGCCAGACUGAACUGAACCAAGCCAGGCUAUGGAGGAACAUACACCGGGACCAUUGAAGAGACUGUAACAGAUAGUUGUAUACUGUAGAUGUGUUUGUGUUUUGUAAGGACUCAAGGGAAUCAAUGCCCCAACAUUUCUUUGGACCAAACUUUAUUUCAACAUCUCUCAGGGAGCCGUCCUUCGGCCUUAGAGACCCAAACUUGAUUGACAUUUUGUGUUUCAACGUCCACUUUCUGACAGCAACAGAACUGACAGCUGUAGUGAUUGUAUCGACAUAUGUGUUUUUGUAUGUGCUUAAUUGUGUUUGCUCAAUUUCUUCUGUAAAUAUGUUUUACAUUUUACCUGACUACUGUUGCUACUACUGUAUGCAGAUUUCCCAGCAUCAAUACUGAAUAAUAGGGAAUAAUGUAAUAGAGAUUACCAAAGACUGCCUCUGAGAUUGGACAACACUGACUAGCAUGCUGAAUCUUCGAUAAGAUCAGUGAGAUUGGACUACACAGAAACACUGACUAGCAUGCUGAACCCUUCGAUAAGCUCAGUCUGUCAUACAUACGGAAUAUGUUUUGUAAUCGAAAAAUA
Molecule: messenger RNA, 2537 nt
Organism: Coregonus clupeaformis (lake whitefish)
Lineage: Eukaryota; Metazoa; Chordata; Actinopteri; Salmoniformes; Salmonidae
Product: interferon regulatory factor 4-like
Exons: 9
Coding region: 373-1779 (468 amino acids)
Biological process (GO): regulation of transcription by RNA polymerase II; immune system process
Cellular component (GO): nucleus
Molecular function (GO): RNA polymerase II cis-regulatory region sequence-specific DNA binding; DNA-binding transcription factor activity, RNA polymerase II-specific; protein binding
Source: RefSeq, a predicted model, not a curated record